Messenger RNA from Erigeron canadensis, 1180 nucleotides. Its product is annotated as transcription factor SCREAM2-like. The coding region runs from base 64 to 1014 and encodes 316 amino acids. Gene Ontology annotation, molecular function: protein dimerization activity; DNA-binding transcription factor activity; sequence-specific DNA binding. The record is from RefSeq and is a predicted model, not a curated record. Gene Ontology annotation, cellular component: nucleus. The transcript has 4 exons. Lineage: Eukaryota; Viridiplantae; Streptophyta; Magnoliopsida; Asterales; Asteraceae. Gene Ontology annotation, biological process: regulation of DNA-templated transcription.
UUUCCACCACCAAUUCAAAACAUAAACUUCACCUAUCCAAACAUAAACAAUAACAAUCCAAACAUGAACAACAACAAUCCAAACAUGAACAACAACAGUUACAUAAAUGAUCUCAACAAUGUUUAUUUGUUGCAAUCCAUGCUUGAAGUUAAUGAAAAUAAUAACAUAAACAAUUGGUAUAUGCCACACCAAAAUUACCCAGAAAACAACCUUCCUUUAUUUCCAAACUCAUUAACAAAUUUCCAAACUUUUGAUUUGGAUAGUCCGAAUUUAACACUGGAUUCUCCAUUACCAACUACCCAUUAUGAGAAUGAUUUGGGGUUCCAAAGUCUUGGACCUUUGGGGAUCAAUUCAAGUGAUCAUACAAAUAGUGAUGGAAGUCUUGAUAAAUCUGCUCCGAGUUAUGUCACUGGAGAGAGCUCCGGCGUGGGUAAAGGCAAAAAAAGAAUGAGAAACGCGACUCCAGCCAAGAAUUUGGCGUCCGAACAACGACGUAGAAAGAAGUUGAAUGCUAGAUUGAUAUCUCUUAGGACUAUUGUGCCAAAAAUUACCAAGAUGGACAGGGCUUCGAUUCUUGCAGACGCAAUCUGGUAUUUGAAAGAUCUCAAGCACAAAAUUAAUGAGCUUAGCCUUGAACUUGAGUCGAUCCCUUCAAACUCUUUGGCGUCGCCUGCUACUACCGCCAAAGAGGUGUACCAACUCACCCAGACUGCCAAUGCUGGAACUUCAUCCAUCGAAGGGAUGGGUUUCCAAGAGCCUGCAAGGAUCGAAGUGAGGCAAAGAGAAGGAGGAGUGGUUAAUAUACACAUGUUUUGCAAUUGGAAACCGGGUUUGUUGUAUUCAAUUAUACAUGGUCUUGAUAAUCUUGGUCUAGACAUCCAACAAGCGAUUAUCAGCUCUUUCAAUGGUUUUGUACUAGAUGUUUUUCGAGCUAAGAAAUGCAAUGAAAAUUUGGACAAUGAUCAGAUUAAAGCAGUGCUACUGGAAUCCAUAGAACCUCAAAAUGUGAUGUAGAUCAAUCGUGUGGCAGGAGCGUGUGGUGAAGAAAAUUGGGGAGUUUUGCUGGUGCUAGUUUUAGGGUCGAUAUCAGAAUUCAAACUAUUUUGCUUUGAUUUUGUUUGUGUUUUAGAUUGUGUAGAAUGAUGAUUAAAUGGCCGAAAUCUGAUUACAACUUUUUUUC